AUGACUUGGGAGACUAUCGCCGCUCAGAAACGCCAGGCCCUCAAGGCCUCGAUCCCCGCGGAGUGGGUGAUUCCUUCAGAUAUUCUUCCUCCUGAUAGUCAGUUGAACGUGACGAACUUUCUGAAAGAAUCCGGCUGGUUUACCAAAAGAGAACUGGAGAUUACUUCGACUCCAGCCCCCCAGCUUCUCGUGAAUAUAGCGACUAGCUCAUGGACGUCAGAGGAAGUUACCCGUGCAUUCUGCAAGGCUGCCGCGGCUGCUCAUCAAUUGACCAACUGCCUGUCAGAGAUUCUGUUUGAUAAAGCUAUCGCUCGCGCGCGCGAAUUGGACAAGUAUCUCGAGACAACCGGCAGGACCAAGGGCCCUUUCCACGGUCUCCCAAUCUCAAUCAAGGACAACUUCAAUAUUAUCGGCCAUGAUUCUACCGUCGGCUUUACCUCCUUGGUCAAUGACCCAGCUACGUACAACAGCACCCUAAUCGACCUGCUGCUUGACGCCGGAGCCGUGCUUUACGUGAAGACCAAUGUCCCCACUGCUAUGAUGAUCGCCGAGUCAGUCAAUAAUGUGUUCGGUCGUACUGUCAACCCUCGCAACCGUAACCUGACCUCUGGUGGCUCUUCAGGUGGUGAAUCCGCUUUGAUCGCCUUUGGAGCAAGUCGGCUAGGAGUAGGAACCGACAUUGGCGGUUCUCUGCGUAUACCUGCUGCUUGCACAGGUAUAUAUACCAUCAGACCAUCCGCCGGACGAUUCCCUAAUUUCCAAACCCGCUCUGGUCUCGCCGGCCAAGAGGCUGUCAACAGUGUCAAUGGACCCAUGGCUUCGACUCUGCCCGAAAUAAUUCUCUGGGCUAAAACGAUCGUCAGCCAGCAGCCUUGGAUCCGAGACCCCAAGUGUCUUCCCAUCCCUUGGAGGACGGUGACUCCUAAGCGCAGACUCAAGAUUGCCGUACUUUGGCAUGACGGUACAGUCGCUCCGACGCCACCAGUAUCCCGUGCCCUGAAGGAAACAGUGGCCAAGCUGCGGGGGGCUGGCCAUGAGAUCGUCGAUUGGGAAACAACAUGGCACGAUAGACUGCUAUCUAUCUUGUCACGCAUGUUCGUCGCAGAUGGCGGAAAGUCUGUUGCCAAUCUUCUCGAACCCACGGGUGAACCUUUCCGUCCCGAGAUGAAAGCCUAUGCCGACGCAGAGGAGAUGGGUGUUCACGCUAUGUGGCAACUACAACUAGAGCGUAACGGGGUGUGCAAGUCGUAUCUCGACCAGUGGAAUGAAAGCGGGAUCGACGCUAUACUUUGUCCUACUACACCUUAUAGCGGUGUUGAGAAUGGCAAAUUCGCCUAUGUUGGAUAUACAGGUGUUUUCAAUGUUCUCGAUUACCCUGCGGUUUCCUUCCCUUGCGGUAUGUAUGCUGACAAGACGAUCGACGGGGCAUAUGACGGCAACGAGCCAUUGAGUGAAAUUGAUUCACAGAUACGGAAUGAUUUUAAUGCGGAUAACAUCCAUGGAAUGCCAGUCAGUCUUCAGCUAGUUGGCCGACGACUUGAGGAGGAGAGCGCUUUAAUGAUGGCUGAAGUGGUACUGCAAACACUACAGGGAUAA
This is a messenger RNA of Penicillium cataractarum, 1596 nucleotides long. RefSeq lists its product as uncharacterized. The record is from RefSeq and is a predicted model, not a curated record. NCBI's taxonomy places the organism in Eukaryota, Fungi, Ascomycota, Eurotiomycetes, Eurotiales, Aspergillaceae. The transcript is spliced from 5 exons. Bases 1 to 1596 code for a protein of 531 amino acids.